AGAAGAGGCGACUGUCAUUUAUCGGCCCCUUUAAGAGCUUCUGUCGCUGUCAUUGACGAAAUUUCCUGGUGUGAAGUGAGUCUUGCAGAAUAUCAACAACAGAUUGAAAGAUACCCCGAAUGAUCGCAUGCGAUUCUAAUCCGCAACAACGCUGCAAAUAACAUCUGACAGCUAAUGGAGUCACAUUGGUAGAUCAAUGUGUCUGCUUAGGCAUUUUACGCAGGAUUUCUCAUCGAGCUGGUAGCAGGUGGCGGCGGCGACGGAGCGGGGCGAAGCUCGAAUAUUCAUGCCUUCCUGUUAAUGAAACUUAAAUACGGAUUCCGUGCAAGGGUUGCCAGCCGCCAUGUUAAGAUAAAGACACAGAUCUCUGUGUUGAACAUGCUAAAGCGUCUGGAUAAGAUAAGGUUCAGAGGACCGAAGCGAGAUGAGUUCCUGGACCUUGCCGAGUCCCCCAACGCAUCUGAUAGCGAAUGUAAUGACGACGUCCCAAUAAAACAGCGGAGCUCUAUCAAAGACACAGAAGAGCAGCGAGACCCUGCUGGUUCAGGAACUCUCACCACGUCUGCUGCUCUCAACCAGGACUACAAAAUGUGUGAUUCAGACCGACUCAAUGAGGUCAAAGGUCACCUGGAGAUAGCCUUACUGGAAAAGCACUUUCUUCAGGAGGAGUUGAGGAAGCUACGAGAGGAGACAAAUGUCGACACCCUGAAGCAGGAGCUGGAGAAGGAGAAAUUGAGAAGAGCCGAUCUCGAGCAGAAAAUAAAUGAAAUUCUCAGAUCCAGACUUGAAGAUUCACCACCCCCACCUCCACCUCCAAAGCCACAAGUCCCUUCAGUCAAUGGAACAGGGGACAAACAGAAGGAGACCUUAAGAUCUCGGCUGUGGAAAUGGGUCUAUGAGCGCUUUGGUGUUUAUAUCGAAGACUUUCGCUUUCAGCCUGAGGAGAACACAGUCGAGACUGAGGAACCACUAAGUGCUAAAAGAUUAACUGAAAAUAUGAGACGACUCAAACGGGGUGCUAAGCCUGUAACUAACUUCAUGAGGAACCUUUCUGCCUUAUCCAGCUGGCACUCUGUCUACACGUCAGCCAUCGCCUUUAUUAUCUAUAUGAAUGCUGCCUGGCAUGGCUGGGUUAUCCCCAUGUUUCUAUUUUUAGCCAUUCUGCGGUUGUCCUUGAAUUACCUCAUUGCAAAGGGUUGGAGGAUACAGUGGAGCAUUGUGCCUGAGGUGUCCGAACCGAUGGAGCCUCCAAAGGAAGAUCUUACAGUCUCCGAGAAGUUCCAGUUAGUGUUGGAUGUGGCACAGAAAGCACAGAAUCUAUUUGGAAAGAUGUCAGACGUAUUGGAAAAGAUCAAAAAUCUGUUCAUGUGGGUGCAGCCUGAAAUCACACAAAAACUGUAUAUUGGCUUGUGGAUGGCGUUCAUCACUUCCUGUUUGCUGCCAUAUAAACUCUUAGGCUUCAUGAUUGGGUUCUAUGCUGGCAUCAAAUUCUUCAUCAUUGACUUUAUCUUCAAAAGUUGCCCGAAACUGAGGGACAAGUAUGACACACCCUACAUUGUAUGGGCCAACUUACCCACAGACCCGCAGCUCAAAGAGCGUAACAACGCCACACUGAGCAGACGGCUGUCUGGGUUCGAAAAGCAGAUCCAGCCAACGGUACCACGUGGCGCUCAAUCGGCUGGGAUGUCAUGCGGGAUUGGCCGUGAGGAGGAAAGCGGACGGGCUUACAACACCAAGAGAGGCCCGUUUCAUGAAGUCUUUAACUUGUCUGAAAAUGAGCGCCCCCUGCCAGUGUGUGAGAACGGAUGGCGAUGUUGCUUGAUCAACAGGGACAGGAAAAUGCCAACUGACUACAUCCGCAAUGGUGUCCUCUAUGUCACAGAGAAUUACCUGUGUUUCGAGAGUUCCAGUUCCCGGGCAACCUCCUCGAAAAAAAAUAAAGUCAUCAAGCUCCACGACAUCACAGAUAUUCAGAAGUACAAGGUGCUGUCAGUAUUGCCUGGAUCUGGGAUGGGGAUCUCGAUUACAACGCCAUCCACUCUGAAGCCUCUUGUGUUUGGUGCCAUGAUUCAUCGGGACGAGGCCUUCGACGCCAUCAACACUCAGUACAUGAAGAUCAUAAAUCCCACAGCAGCUACCACAGUCACAAGCCCAGAGACAUAGCUGGAUCAACAUAAGACGUAAGGCAGCCCUAUCCUCAAUGUAGCACUGUCCUAACCGCUAUAUGGAGAAGAUGGCUUCCGGAAGUUGUCCGGCCAAUCUCCAACCCAAAAAGAUGGAUUUGAGGUGAAGAAACUGCAAAAUAAUAAUAAUUUCAUAUUCUCUUUUAAAUGACGUGAGUAUUAGGAAGGGUUUUUUUAUAUAAUGUUCUCUCAAAUGGCGUACUAUAAUCUUACACAAGUGUUUGUCAGGACGGGUCUUAUUUUAUAAGGUUAGGGGUUGGUUGUGCUUCUUACUUGUUUGUCCUGUGUCCUACAACAGCGAAAUGGCACUUCAGAACAGGAGCUGGUUCUCCUUUGUGUCUCUCUGAGGGCUCUGCGUGAUCCGUGUGUUGUCAGACCAUAUAACCGUCUCUGAGCUUACCGACAUUUUCACUUAAUUGCAUCACCGCUGGCCUUGCACAAAGAAACAGCACUUAAUGUUGCUGAGAGCUUUUAGAUGUGAUUUAGGGGGAAAAGGAACAGACUUAACCGUCAACCGAAAUCCAGAUGCGCAAAGCAGCUCCCAACUGCCGACCACAACGUUCCUUGGGACGCGCCAACUUUCUCAUUAUUUGUGAGACAUAAAAACGGCCUCAUUUUAAAGGAAUCGUUCACAUGUUAACACAAUAGGAGAUAUUUAGCAGAAUGUCCAAGCUGCUCCUUUCACCCAUAUAGGAAAAUUCUGUCAACAUUUACUCACUCUUAUGUUGUUUCAACCCCAUAUGAUCUCCUGUGGGAUGCACUAGAAUAUAUUUGGGAGACUUUUUUUUUUUUUACAUAGUUAAAGUCAAUGGGGUCCAAAACAACUCUGGACCUCAUUGACUUUCAUUUUAUGGAGAGAGGGAAAAUAGGUUUUAAAAUAUCUCAUAUGGUGUCCCAUACAGGUUUGAAACAACAUGAUAUUGAUUAAAUUAUAAAAUACUUCUUGGCAGAGCUAUCCUCAUACUGGUCUGUAUCAGGGUGCUUUUUUGGUUGUUGAUUUUCUUUUUUUUCUUAAAGCACAAAAAUAUCACCAGUCUUACUCAUUAAAUGAAUGUGCACAAAUAAUAGACUGAUCAAACUAAGCAGGAAUUAUUAGCUGCUGGUGAUGUUGAUACAUUAAUUCUCAUUCCUCAUCAUUGAGCCCUGAGAUUAUUGAAGUAUUUAAGGCAUUUUGAAUAUGGUUAAUUAAAUAAUUAAUUAUUAUUAAUUAAAUUAUUAAAUUAUUAAUUAAAUGUCUUAAUUUAAUAUUUUACCCCCAAAAAAGAUUUGAUUAUUGAAGCAACCACAGGCUAAUUUCUCUGUAUGUCAUAUGUUAUGAUUCUUCUAAAAGUGUGCAUAGGGAACUCCAAAUUAACUUGAUGCAUAAAAUCUUCUUUGUUUUACGCAUUCAUAAUAUUUCUAUUUGUAACUUUUAACUAUGCAGAUUUUUACAGCUCGUUUUGGAUUAAAAGCAGGUCUUUUCUUUCUUAAGAGAAGAGGGUCUUAAGUUUAUUUGUCCCCAACACUAUUUUUUUUGCUCUUUUAAUGUUUAUGCAUUUCAAAAUGUGUUGUGCUAAAUUGCACUAGACAGUCUCUUAUUCUUUUGUUUUAGGCCUUGUUUCCCACCUGCCUUAUUCUGCCUUAUUCUUUUUUAUUUUUCAAACCAUUUGCCACUUGAAAUUUCCUUUCUUCAAAUCAUUUUGAGUCAGUAUAUGCCUGUUGGAGUUAGACUCUGGACUCCUUGGAUGCUGUUUGUUUACUAUAGAUUUUUAUAUGGCACUUUUGGGCUUAAUAAAAUGGCCAUUUAUAUAGUGAAAGAUCAUUUAGUUAGAAUAAAUAUGAUGGUAAUAUUGUCUGUUCAGAAGUAUGUAUUUGUGAAAACACAUGAAUAGUGCACCUUGGUUUUAUUAAUUUCACCUUUUAACAUUGUUCUGAAAAAUCUAUUUCCAUUUUUUUUUUUUUUUUUUUUUAAGUGGAAAAAUUGACCACCAAUGAUUUUCAUUUGCCAAAUAAAUAUGUAUUGUUUGCGCUCUGUUUCUACCCCAGAAGAGUUUCGUUUACAGACAUUUGUGUUCCACAAUAGGCUAGUUUGAUCCCUGGAGCAAUGGGGGCAUGACAAUUAGCCAUGGUUGCCUGUUAGUGAAUGUUGAAUGUCAUAAAUCAUAGUUUUUAAAUGCCUUGUUGAAACAUUUUAUUCUUUUAUUUUUAUCUACCACAUUCUUCAUCCAGCUUUAAAAAAAAAAAAGGAUUAUUGUUCCCUGGAAGUCAUUGGCUAUAGCAUGAAAGGGUGUUUUUGUAUUAUUUCACUCAGUGUAUUACUCUGUUCAAGUCGUUUUACAUUUCAAUCAAGUAUCCAUUUAGUUGGUUGUAUAGCACACAGAUGUCACAAUGUCAUUUACGUCGGUACGGCCACCCAGCAACUGGGUUUAAUAGACUUUGCAGAGAAACAACCACCGUAAAUUGGAGUCUAACUACUCAGAGACUUGAUUAAAUCUGAUGUGCUGAAUUAUGACUGGAUGUUUGUUUAUCAAACAUUUGUAUUUACACUGGAUGUACAUGUCUGGUAAACUCUUUCCUGCUUUCCUCUGAUUAGUCUUCAUUGCAGAAGAAAUAAACUCGAGGUUCUUUGUAUCCUU
Pimephales promelas (fathead minnow) is the source of this 4798-nucleotide messenger RNA. It is a transcript of the gene gramd4b, whose product is annotated as GRAM domain containing 4b. Lineage: Eukaryota; Metazoa; Chordata; Actinopteri; Cypriniformes; Leuciscidae. Gene Ontology annotation, biological process: negative regulation of toll-like receptor 9 signaling pathway; apoptotic process. The record is from RefSeq and is a predicted model, not a curated record.